AUGGCUUAUCAAGGAGGAGGAUAUUAUCAAGACCCAAAUCAAGCAUACUACGGUGGCCAGUACCCGCAGCAACCCGGCUACAACCCGAACUAUCCGCCACAGCAGCCUGGUUAUCCGCCGCAACAGCCCGGCUAUCCUUCGGGAGGUUAUAUGCCCGGCUAUCCGCCACAGCAACCCGGUUAUCCACCUCAACAACCCGGUUAUCCACCGCAACAACCCGGUUAUCCACAGCCCGGCUACUCUCCCCAACCCGGAUUUGUACAACCUCCACCGGCAAUGCCUGGUGCUUACGGUGCCGCAUACGAUCCCGAGACGGGCAGCGUCAAGGGUUUCGAGUUUAACGAUCAAUCGAUCCGACGUGGAUUCAUCCGCAAGGUGUACUCUAUUCUCACGGCUCAGCUAGCGAUCACACUCGGCUUCAUAACACUCUUUCUCUACCAUCGACCGACAAAACUAUGGGUACAGGACCAUCCAGAGAUGUUCUGGAUUGCGCUGGGCGUGAUGAUUGUUACCCUGAUCUCGAUGGCAUGCUGCGGUGACGUGCGCCGAAAGGCGCCGAUGAACUUCAUAUUCCUUACACUCUUUACGCUUGCCCAAUCGUUCCUGCUCGGUAUAACUACGGCCAAGUUUAGCUCACAAGAGGUCAUGCUAGCGGUUGGCAUAACGGCAGCCGUCUGUCUCGGACUGACACUGUUUGCCUUCCAGACCAAGUGGGACUUCACCGUAAUGGGUGGCGUCCUGUUCGUGGCCGUGCUCAUCCUGAUGCUGUUCGGGUUGAUCGCGAUCUUCUUCCCCGGCAAAACGAUCACGCUCGUGUACGCGUCGGCCGGUGCGCUGAUAUUCUCGAUCUAUCUGGUGUACGAUACGCAGCUGAUGCUCGGUGGCGAACACAAGUAUUCGAUCAGCCCGGAAGAGUAUAUCUUUGCCGCGCUGAACCUGUAUCUGGACAUUGUGAACAUUUUCCUGUACAUCCUUACCAUCAUUGGUGCAUCGCGCGAUUAA
Anopheles marshallii is the source of this 1002-nucleotide messenger RNA. RefSeq names its product protein lifeguard 1-like. The transcript is spliced from 4 exons. Gene Ontology annotation, cellular component: membrane. The coding region runs from base 1 to 1002 and encodes 333 amino acids. Lineage: Eukaryota; Metazoa; Arthropoda; Insecta; Diptera; Culicidae. The record is from RefSeq and is a predicted model, not a curated record.